AUGGUCGUUCCUCAAAAGCUAAACCUUGAGAAAAUCAUGGAGAACUUCUUUUCGGCCCAAACUCAGCAGAACAAAGAGUUCCUAAACCAAGAUAUUCAUGUAAAUGAACUGAUCAAACAAUUAGGAACUAAGGUUGAUUCGAUAAUCACUCACAAUAAGAUGCUUGAAACCCAAAUCUCACAAAUAAAACAACAAUCGCCCCAGGCCACACCUGGAGGGCAAAUUUCUGGACAACCUCAACCUAACCCCCGAGGACAAGCUAACGUUGUUACCCUACAAAGUGGGACCACUUAUGACAAACCUGUAAAACCAGCCUUGAGUGGAUCAGAGGCUUCUAAGAAAAAUGUUGUGUCUACAGAUGAAGUAGAGGAACUAGAGGGACAAAAAGACCAGGAAGUGAAAGAUAAGGGAGAAGAUAAAGAUAAAGUGAUCGAGAAACUCCACAUAGAAAUCCCAUUCACCGAAGCUAUCACCCAGAUACCAUCUUAUGCUAAAUUCCUUAAAGACAUCUUUACCAACAAACGUAGGCUUGAUGAUCCCAAACCUAUAGAGUGCAACUCCAUUGCUGAGAAUAAACUUGCUAAGAAGGAGAAAGAUCCCGAAAGCUUUUCAAUACCUUGUAUUUUAGGGAAUCAUGUUAUAGACAAAGAAUUCCUAGACUUGGGAGCAAGCGUAAGCUUAAUGCCUUUAGCAGUUUAUAAAAGGUUAAACCUAGGAGAAUUGCAACCGACUAAGAUGUCUCUUCAAUUAGCCGAUAGAUUUGUAAAAUAUCCAAGAGGCAUAUUAGAAGACAUUCCAGUUAGAAUCGGCCAAAUGUAUAUCCCAACUGAUUUCGUGGUAAUGGACAUUAAAGAAGACUAA
Lathyrus oleraceus (garden pea) is the source of this 861-nucleotide messenger RNA. RefSeq lists its product as uncharacterized. The transcript is spliced from 2 exons. NCBI's taxonomy places the organism in Eukaryota, Viridiplantae, Streptophyta, Magnoliopsida, Fabales, Fabaceae. Bases 1 to 861 code for a protein of 286 amino acids. The record is from RefSeq and is a predicted model, not a curated record.